Molecule: messenger RNA, 576 nt
Organism: Emiliania huxleyi CCMP1516
Lineage: Eukaryota; Haptophyta; Isochrysidales; Noelaerhabdaceae
Exons: 2
Coding region: 1-576 (191 amino acids)
Biological process (GO): protein import into mitochondrial matrix
Cellular component (GO): TIM23 mitochondrial import inner membrane translocase complex
Source: RefSeq, a predicted model, not a curated record
AUGCGGAGAGGUCUGCUAGCCACGACACGGCUCCCUCGGCCGACCGCGCUGGCACUCGCGCCGCGCAGAGUCGGGCUGCCGAGGCUGGCGUCGCCCGCCUUUCUCCCGGUGCGGCACGGCUCGGGCGGGGUCGGCGCGCCGAUCAUCCGCCUGCUCGCCAACCUGGUGAUGGCAGGGAGCGGGGUGGUGGGGCGCGCGUUCCUCGAGGCCUACCAGCAGGCGCUCAAGGAUGGGGGGCAGGCGGCGAGCCGGGGGUCGGGUCGCGCGGCUGGCAGCGCGGCCGCACAGGCCGAGGCGAGGCAGAUUCUGAACGUCGGCGGGAAGGCGAGCGAGGAGGAGGUGCGCGAGGUGGCGGAGAAAAUGAUCGCAAUGAACGACCCCGCCAAGGGCAACACCAAGACUGCGGCAGACGCUUCCGAGAGGCUUCGCGGAACUUCCCACCCAACCUUCCUAGGCGGCUCGGAGUACUUGCAGCAGAAGAUCACGUUUGCGCGGGAUAUACUCGCGCGGACGCCGCCUCCGGAGGAUGCGAAGGCGGGGGCGGAGGAGAAGGGUGGGCAGGGGGAGAAGAAGUGA